AUGGGAAGGGAAGCUCAAUCAUCUGAUAGAGCAUGUUCAUGGGAGAGUAAGGAAAACAACGGAUCCUGUGUUAAAGCCAACCAAUCUGUGGCAAUGCGAACCAUCUUGUACGUUUUCUUUGUGACAGGAAUGGUGGUCACAAUUCUUGGGAACUUGGUAGUGAUAACCUCCAUUGCGCACUUAAAGCAGCUCCAUACGCCCACAAACAUACUCGUGAUGUCUCUGGCGCUGGCGGACUUUCUGCUUGGGGCUGUUGUAAUGCCUUUCAGCAUUAUCAGGUCGGUGGAGGGCUGCUGGUACUUUGACAAUGUGUUCUGUUUGCUGCACUCUAGCUUUGACAUGUUCCUCACCUGUGUAUCAAUUUUUCACCUGAUUUUCAUUGCCAUAGAUCGCUAUCAGGCGGUGUGUAAUCCUCUGCAUUACACCAGAGCAAUAACCGUCCCUAUUGCAUGGCUCAUGAGUGCCCUGAGUUGGGGUUUUGCAGGUGUAUACGCUUAUGGACUUCUUUAUUCAAAGGCCAACGUGAAGGGGCUGGAAGAACACCUUGCUUCCAUUUAUUGCUUGGGUAGUUGCGUUCUUUUGUUCAACGCUCUGUGGGGGGUCUUGGAUACCAUGAUUUCAUUUUUUAUACCUUGUUCGGUUAUGGUCGGUUUAUAUGCGAAGAUAUUUUUUGUUGCCCGGGAGCAUGUGAGAAAGAUCGGAGACAUGAGUCAUAAAAAACAUCUGAAUGAGGAAAGUAGAAGCGGGCUCUCAAAGAGCUCUGAGCGGAAAGCGGCGAAAACACUGGGGAUUGUAUUGGGCGUCUUCAUUCUCUGCUGGAUGCCUUUCUUUAUCAACAUGAUAAUCGAUCCCUACACUAACUUCAGCACUCCUGUCAUUGUCUUCGACGCGCUUGUCUGGUUAGGUUACUUUAAUUCUACUGUAAAUCCUAUCAUCUAUGCACUAUUUUAUCCUUGGUUCCAAAAAACAUUCAACCUUAUUGUUACUUUAGAAAUAUUCACUCCACAUUCCUCAGAUAUAGAUUUAUUUUCUGACAGAUGA
Molecule: messenger RNA, 1041 nt
Organism: Megalops cyprinoides (Indo-Pacific tarpon)
Lineage: Eukaryota; Metazoa; Chordata; Actinopteri; Elopiformes; Megalopidae
Product: trace amine-associated receptor 13c-like
Exons: 2
Coding region: 1-1041 (346 amino acids)
Biological process (GO): G protein-coupled receptor signaling pathway
Cellular component (GO): membrane
Molecular function (GO): trace-amine receptor activity
Source: RefSeq, a predicted model, not a curated record